Messenger RNA from Caretta caretta (loggerhead turtle), 6136 nucleotides. Its product is annotated as putative beta-1,3-galactosyl-O-glycosyl-glycoprotein beta-1,6-N-acetylglucosaminyltransferase 7. Gene Ontology annotation, molecular function: acetylglucosaminyltransferase activity. The record is from RefSeq and is a predicted model, not a curated record. NCBI's taxonomy places the organism in Eukaryota, Metazoa, Chordata, Testudines, Cheloniidae. Gene Ontology annotation, cellular component: membrane.
AAGGUUUUUUCCACAUCAUUCACAGUGCUGUGAUAGCAACCCAGAGGUUAAAGCCACAGCAAUACUAUUUAUAAUCAGCUACAAUGUAGUUUCUACAGAUCUCAGACUGAUUUUUACUUCCUUAAAAGGCUGCGUCAGAGCAAUGACAAAACCAAACCAGAGAAGCUCAAGCUUCCUUUCAUUAUUACGUUAGAGGACAUUGCUGCUUCUGAAUAUUAAAGGGACUACUGCAGAACAAAUAUUAUGCAGUUAAGUGAACUAACCAGGAAAUCAUUUCAUGUUAAUAUUUAACUGAUUUCACAUGACAUGUCGACAUAAGGAACAAAAUGAAGGACUUAGCCUGAAUUUUCCACGAAGGACAAUGGAUUACACAUGAGAUUUCUUUAUUAAAUUCUGCUGCAAAUAUCUGGCUUCUCUUGUACAAGAAAGCUUGCCUAUUCAAGCCUUGUGCAGAAAGGAGGGAAUUUCAACCUGACCAUAAUGCUCUACUUGCCUUUAAAUGCCUGCGUGUUCAGUGCAUACUGAAGAGUACUGCUGACUGAUGCACAGUUAGGGCAUAAAGCAAAAUGGAUGAAUCUUCCGUCUAGUGUUCCAGAAAAUGGAUUAAUGUGCUGAAGGGGAAAAAUAAGACAUUCUUCCAGCUUGAAAUCCUGAGCUCUUUAGAUAAGGAUUAAUGACUUUGGGAGACUGGACUGCUGUAAUGUCAUGCUUAUGAUCUGAGGUAAUUUGAAGUAUGUUUAAUUGAACUAUGGUCAGAAGAAAGUUUCUAGAGAGCAAAAAAUGAACCAACUUGAUGCAACAAAAUCAGGAUUUUUAAUGUGCAUUGGACUCUGUAUUUUCAUCUUCACUUUUAUCUAUGUAAGAAACACAUUUUCUAAAGAACCAAGUGAACAAAAAUCCUUCCCAGAUACAGCAGAAUGUGGUGUUUAUCCAGAUGAGCUUUGUUCAGCGCUUUUUGAGGGGAAAAGUGCAGCACCUCAAAUUGGAAAUUUUUGUCAGAUGAUUCACCAACCUGAAAUGCCUGACUGCAUACGGACUCCAUGCAAUUGCUCUACAGUCUUGAAGACUCUGCAUUUUAUAACAAGACCACUGUCUGAAGAAGAAGGAAACUUCUCCUUGGCAUAUAUCAUCACAAUUCAUAAGGAGUUAGAAAUGUUUGUGAAGCUACUCAGAGCCAUUUAUCUGCCUCAGAAUGUAUACUGCAUACACAUAGAUGAAAAGUCACCACGGUAUUAUAAAAUCGCAGUGCAAACACUAGUUAACUGCUUUGAAAACAUUUUUAUUUCAUCAAAAAGAGAAAAUGUUGUUUAUGCAGGAUUUUCAAGAUUACAAGCGGAUAUUAAUUGUAUGAAGGAUUUAGUUAAUGCUAAAACUCAAUGGAAUUAUGUUAUUAAUUUGUGUGGCCAGGAUUAUCCCAUCAAAACGAACAAAGAAAUUAUACAGUACAUCAAAAGUAAAUGGAAUGAUAAAAAUAUGACUCCUGGGGUGGUCCAACCUCCUCAUAUGAGACAUAGGACGCAUCUUAGUUACAAAGAAUAUGUACAUUCAGGAACAUCCUACGUGUAUCCAACCAAGAAUAUGAAAGAUGAUCCUCCACAUAACUUAACUAUAUAUUUUGGUACUGCUUACUAUGUACUCACUAGAAAGUUUGUGGAGUUUACACUGACUGACGUACGUGCAAAAGAUUUGCUUGAAUGGUCAAAAGACACAUACAGUCCAGAUGAGCACUACUGGGUCACACUGAAUCGUUUAAGUGAUGCUCCAGCUGCUACACCAAAUGCACAGUGGGAAGGAAAUAUACGAGCUAUUAAAUGGAAAGAUCAAGAAGGAGUUGCACAUAAUGGCUGCAAAGGUCAUUACAUCCGAGAUAUUUGUGUCUAUGGACUGGGAGAUUUACAAUGGAUCAUUGAAUCACCUAAUUUAUUUGCCAACAAGUUUGAGCCUACAACAUAUCCACUUGUUAUGGACUGCCUAGAGAGACGCUAUAGGCUUAAAGUACUGCAGCAAGCUGAAGUCCCACUAGAAGCCCACUGGCAUUUUCAGGAAAGUAACUAUUUUAACAUGAAGUUGAAUGUCUGAGCCUACUGAACAUCUAAAAUAUUGAGGGGAAAGAAUGGGAAGAAAUUAACAUGUCUUUUAACAAGUGCAGAGUUCUCUAUGUAAAUUAUAUUUAGGGAAGGUGAUAUUAUCAAUCCAGCUCCUGUUCUGUUGUUCACCAACUACCAUCUCUGGGAACUACAAACUGUAAGAAAGUUCCUAACCAUGUUAAGAAACCCUUAAUUACUGAGUAGAGUAGAACCACUAUUACUUCAGUACAGACUUCUUUUGAGAAAGUUCUGAAGAAUAUGGACAAAAAGAUCAGAAGACAAAUUUUUAAUAAGGGAAGAAGUGGCUUUUCCCCCUACACCUGAAUAAACUACCAUAUGAUUACAUAUGAGACUUAUCAAAGAGAAGCAGAAAAUUCAAGCUACUCCUUAAAAUGAUUCAUUCAAUGGGGAAAUCAUUGUUCUAUAUGUCCCUGAAGAAAGCACCAUUCAAGUUGCUGAAACAGAAUAUAAGAAGCACAGACUGAACAAAGACAAAAUAUUAAGAUUUUAAAGUUAAAGUGGUCUCUAACUAUAUCUAGUAAGUAACUUAUUUUGAAUCAAGGGAGAUGAUUAUGUACAGUAGUCUUAAAGGGACAGUGUAGGUUGAAAACAUUCACGGAGUUGUUUUUUUAACCUAAGAGAGUUACAAGUAACGCCUAAAUUUCUAAAACAAAGUCAAGUGUCAAGUGAUAUGUAUACAUAUACAUACACACACGUGCUAUUUUCUCAGUUUAUUUUGUGUAUUUGUCAGCACUUUGUAUAUAGUGAAUUCCACUGGUUUUGUUGAUGGCCUGUUGCACUUCCUGGCUCAUGCACUAGCAUGGCAACAUCACUUAUGCACUGCUCUGGUGGAAGCUUACAUGCAUAUUUUUCACUGGAGGGUAUUUAUCAGUAGCAGAACUGCUGUUAGUUGAGUUUGGAGCUGGGGGUGCACUCUUUUCCUGAGAUCUCUGAAUGGAACUGGAAAACAAUGGGAGCAGGGACAGGGCAAGAAGGUACAAACAGUACCUGGGGUUUGGGAGCAACUGAAAACUGGGCAACAGGCCCAUACUUCCAUUCCACAGGGUAUGUGCCUGCGGAUAUAUGCAGGCAGCCCAAUUCUUUCCAACACCUAAACAUAGCUGUAGAGUUCAGAGAAUAUCUAGCCACAUAUGGACAUGCACACCACCUCCAAAUCCAUUUGUGGACUAAAGGAAGCACUGUUCUGCAUCUGGAAGGUGGUGUCCCCAUCCAGACCCUAUGAACAACCAAUAAACAGAGGCAGUAGCGCAAGGAUUCCACAUAGUUUUGGGCAAGGACUUGUCUUCACUUCCUGGGACUCCUCUACUGGUUCUGGGGAACAAAGCAGUUCUUCUCUCCUUAAGCCCCUCCUGGCAGGCCUUACCUCAAUCCUGCGCUGAAAUGACCAGGAGUAUGGGGCACAAGUCUGUUUGGGUGUGUUGGUGUUCUCAGGCCAGCCCAUUCUCCCUUGAGCAAGAAAUCCACAUCAGCAGAAGAAAAAAACAAUUCAGACUAUGUCACUGAUGAAAGGGAUCUCUUGGAGAAACUUCCAUUUUUUUAGGCCACUUAAAAAAAUCCAAGUCAUCAGUGUCCCCGGAAAAAAAUGUGUGCAGUGGCACCUCAGUCCCAUGACCCCAAAUACACUCCUACAUUACCUAGAAGUGAACUUUGACCUCAUAAAAUACAUACUAUUAUUUACACAUUGCACAUCUAGAGACUUCCAUCUAGAUACUAUUUUUUUUUCUAUGGCUGCCAAUGGGUCCUGCUUCUUGAAAAUUUUAGAGGCAUUCAAUAGACCUUUGCUGUGCUCUGCUAUUUAUUUAUGUAUGGUAUUUAAUGGACUUCUGCCAUGCUUUGCCAAGCACUUUUAAAAUCAUCUGAUACCACUCUCUGGAGUUCCUUUUUCACUCGUCUCAGUCUCCCCAUAUUAUUUCUCUGGGGAGUUUAUAGGGGCUGCCUUAAAUUUAACCCAUUCUCUAGCAUGGUACUAAUUUCUUCAUAUUUAAAUUCUGAAACCCUUUUAAUGCCAUUUCCCUAAAUGCUAGCUUAUGACCCCCACACUAAGGGGUGUAUACAUUACAUACUCUAGACGAGCGGAUCCAAGUUAUGGCACUACUAUUUUGGGGUUCCCCCAAGAACUCAGUUCAACUCCAGUCUCGUCACUUAGCUUCCUUUGUCAGGCAUACAGCAAAGUUGCGCUGAGUUGAUCAGACUCAAGUGUCAGGGGUGGAUAUAUGGCACACAUCCAAAGUUACCCAGCAUACCUCUUCUUUUAUUUAAAUUUACCCAUUUGCACUGCAUCAUACAUUUUGGGGUUGGCUCUGUGACUUUGAAAGAACAAACCCCUAUACAGCAUGCACUGUCCAAACACUACUGACUUUUUACCUCAUUUUCUAUUCCAGGCUUACCUUAUCCAUUAUGACCUUGUCCAUUGUAAAUGGUUCCCUGGGUGUCCAGACAUUCUGUUUCCAGCUUGAUGAUCCAUUUACCUCCCUAAUCCUGUCUCUCAACAAAUAAGGCCUCACGCAUGUCCAAUUACUCAUGUCAAGUCAGACCUAUACCUGUGAGGUAGCAAAGUAUUAUUCCCCCCUUUCCAGAUGCAAAAACUGAGCCACAGAGAGGGUAAGUGACUUACCUAAGGCCACAGUGAUUUCCCUUCCUGAGGUUGAGUUUGGAGCUGAGCCAUACUAUUGAAUGGUUUCUUGGCAGCAUGGUUUAUUUGAAAAGAACUUUAACAUAAGCACUGAGCGUCUGUUUCCCUAUUUAUUUAGCAAAUCAAGAAAUUCAAACUCUGCCUCCAUAAUUAUCCAUGGCAUAAAAAAAGAUCAGAAUACAACUUAGUUAUUUAAAAAUACAUUGCAGCAUAAAUCUUAUGAAUUUCAUGGUUUAGAAUCACAGGAUAAACUAGCAAAUGCCUUUUCUCAAGAAAAUUCAAUAGAAGAGCAUUUUUCACUUUGUUUAGACUGAUUGAAAACUAGGGAUUUUUGUCACGUGCAUCAGUCAUAACAAAAUUAGCUUUGAACCAUCUCUUUAAAUACCAUUAUAAAACAUUAGGUGUAUUUAUCUGCUCUGCACAAAGUUUUAGAAAAUAAAAUGUAAUGAUCACAAUCAUUUUGUUAUCAGAGCCACUAUAAAGGACUCACAGUGCAUAGCUUGCAAGUUAACAACCCAAUCUGCCAUCCUUAUUCACAAUGAGAAAUAUCUUUCUACAUAAUUAAUUAAAUUAGUGGUUUACUUGUGUAGCAAGGAAUCAAUUAACAUGUGUAUGGAUAGCAGAAUCUGGCCCUAACAGAAUAAAACAGAGAAAAAAGAUUUAGUUUACAGCUGACAUAUGUACAUAAAAAAGCCUCGUUAAAAUAGUAUUAAGGUACGAUUUAAGAAUGGACAAGCCAAGAAGUUCAGAGUCAAGCCUGAUCCUUCCUUAAAUGGCUCUUCUAUAUUUUAAUAUAGUUUAAAUGCAAAAUUCUCCAUAUAAAAAUUUGGGGGGAGGGCAAGAAGUCAUCUAAUGUCGACACAAUGGGGCAGUUUAAAAAAAAACAUUUCAUCCCUAACUCUCAAUUGGCACAAUCUCGUUAAAGUAAAAGCCUUAACAGUAUUUUAACUGAGUGUUUUCAACCACAAUUUUAAAACAAGUCAUUAAUGUGACUGGGAGCUGAGAACAGCAUUAACAUAUAUUUACGGAAAUUUAUGAAAUGCACAUUAUUGUUUACCAGCAAAUUGUUCAGGGUUGUUUUAGUCUCAUGUCAAUCUGCAUUUACUGACUUUUAAAAACUGUUGACUCAAUAAACUUCAAUCUAUCAUGUCAAUCUGAUUAUGUACAAGGAAACAGUAUGCUGUAUAAUGUAUCAGAGAUGCACUGAUUCUAUGGAUGAAAGGCAUUUGAAACACUUCUGAAAGUUGUUGCACAUGUGCAACAGCUGUGUUUUCAAGAUAAGCAUAUUUGUGUAUGUUUAAAAGGCAUUAUUUCAAAUAAAGUACUAUAUCAAGAGUGUAUUAAAAUUUGUUGAAAAUGAAACAUUUUCAAAAUAAAAUGUUAAAGAAAUGCAAAA